AGUCUACUCAGUUUCUCUGAGCUCUUCUAAUGACUAAAUCCGAAGAGCGAUUAAACCCCUGAACUAUUCUGUGGGAGGCCCGGGUCUAUUUUGGAUUUUCCCUUUCUAAAAAAAAUGGGAUUUGAGUUGGAUCGUUUCAAGGGGGCUGUGGACCCAGACUUCAAAUGCAACUUGUGUAAUAAAGUUUUGGAGGAUCCGCUCACUACCCCGUGCGGUCAUGUCUUCUGCGCCGGCUGUGUGCUGCCGUGGGUCGUCCAGCAGAGCAGCUGCCCGGUCAGAUGCCAAAGGAUCUCCACCAAAGAGCUCAACCACGUCCUCCCUCUGAAAAACUUAAUAUUAAAGUUAGACAUUAAAUGUGACAAUCACGCGCGGGGCUGCGAGAAGAUCGUCAAACUCCAGCAUCUGGCGGAGCACGCGGAGAUGUGCGAUUAUUCCCCUGCCAAAUGUAGGAAUAAGGGCUGCAGCGAAGUGCUGAACCUUAAAGAUAUGGAUGCUCACAUGCGUGAAUCGUGUGAUUACAGGGCGGUCGGGAUAUGCGAGAGUGGAUGCGGAUUGAUGCUCACUCAUAAGGAGCAGAAGUUGGACAACCACUGCUGUUUGAAAGCCCUCAAAGCGCACAACGGCGCGCUGCAAGGGAAAGUGGUCAGCUUGGAUAAGGAGCUGAAGAAACAAGCUCUCAAAUCGACUAAAAGAGAGAAAUCACUUUUGGCUCAACUGUCGGCGGUUCAUAACGAGCUUCAGAUGACAGCGCUGAAGUAUCAGAAGAAAUUUACAGAAUACAGCGCCAGGAUUGACUCGCUGUCCAAGAGUCUUUCUCCACCGUGUAAGGGUGGAGAGACCAAAAGUGUCACGGCUAUACUCCAUCGUGUGUCUGGAUCUUUAGGCUUCAAUAUCGUUGGAGGAAGGCCAUGUGCAGUAAGUUUAGAAAGAUUUGCACCCUUGUCUUAUCUGUCAUUAGCUCGUUCUAUUUCCUGUUUUAGCCCCAGGUUGUCCAAGGCAGCACAGGUUAUUUAUCUACUCCAGGGUUUCCCAAACUGGGAUGGAAGUGAGCAGGGAGAAGGAGUAGCGGCACGUAAGACUGUUAGUCCCAGCGGAGAGCUGCUUUCCAGUUGA
Messenger RNA from Sinocyclocheilus grahami, 1113 nucleotides. RefSeq names its product E3 ubiquitin-protein ligase PDZRN3-like. NCBI's taxonomy places the organism in Eukaryota, Metazoa, Chordata, Actinopteri, Cypriniformes, Cyprinidae. Bases 115 to 1113 code for a protein of 332 amino acids. Gene Ontology annotation, cellular component: plasma membrane signaling receptor complex. Gene Ontology annotation, molecular function: ubiquitin-protein transferase activity. The record is from RefSeq and is a predicted model, not a curated record. The transcript is spliced from 3 exons. Gene Ontology annotation, biological process: regulation of canonical NF-kappaB signal transduction; protein ubiquitination.